Medioppia subpectinata is the source of this 927-nucleotide messenger RNA. The record is from the annotation of a GenBank genome assembly. Lineage: Eukaryota; Metazoa; Arthropoda; Arachnida; Sarcoptiformes; Oppiidae.
UCCAAAACGCCGAAAGUAGAGCUAACGAUAUCUAUAGAUGGAGUGGCCAUUCAAGAGCCCAAAUCGAAGCGCAUCUUCCAUCAGUUCCCAUUGCAUCGCAUCUCUUACUGCGCGGACGACAAGUCAGAGAAAAAGUUCUUCAGUUUUAUCGCCAAAGAGAGUGACUCCGAGAAACACAUCUGCUUUGUGUUCGUGAGCGACAAAUUGGCCGAAGAGAUCACACUAACCAUCGGUCAGGCCUUUGAUUUGGCUUAUCGUAAAUUCCUGGAGACGUCGGGACGCGAUCUCGAGAUGAAGAAGCAGUUAAUGAUUUUACAGAAAAGAGUUCGAGAACUCGAGCAACAGAACAACGAACUGAGGGAUCGACUCAAUCAAUACGAACACAAUGGCAAUGGACUUAAUGGCAAUGGCGUCGGGAAUCAUCACUCAGUGAACAACAAGUUAAACAGCACUCACUUAGAGACCAAACACGUUAUGAACGGCAACGAUAACCAUAAGGCAGAGACGCCAUUACAGCCAUUGCCACCACUUCCACCACUGCAACCGCCGCCCAGUGCUCUCCCGCGAGCACUUAAUCGCAGUUUCUCUGAGAACCAAAGCGUCAAUCUAUUGGACUUAGAUAUAAGUCAAACGAAACCAAUUGUCGGCCGAAAACUUGAAAACUUAAGCCUUAAAGAAGUGUCAGAGGAUGACUUCAAUCCACGCGCCGACAACACUAAUGGCUUCAACGGCUCUGUUGAGCAACAAAACGGUCAUUCGCUGAACGGUUCGGCAAAAGACUUGUUUGGAAGCGAACCGUUCACUGUUGAGAAGGGGGGCAAAGAUCCCUUCGGAAUGGGAGAGUUCGGCGCUCAGGAACUCGAGACAGCUAUCGGUGCUAUUGAUAGAAGAUUGGCUUCGUUUGACUUAUAUCUAAGUCCAAUAGAU